AUGGCUAACACAUAUCGACUCCGAUCGGAUGCAAAACGGGUAAAGAUGUCAUCCAAUGAUAAGAAUGGCACUCAAGAGGAAUACCCGAAGAACUCAUUUGACAGAUUUGGUGAUGACUUAUGCGAAGAGUUGUUGUCUUAUCUGUCACUGAAAGAGAGCUUCAGAUAUGAAUGUCUGUCCAAACAGUGGCGAAGAAGUAUUCAUCAGAAGAGAGAUAAACUUGUGGUCAACUCAUGGCGAUUGUGGUGCCACUUAAAGGACCACUACCUCGACGUAAAGCACAUGAAUGACAAGACUUUGGAAACAGUGAUCCAGAAGUUACCAAACAUUACAGGCAUUGAGAUAACAGUGAAAUCGGAAGCAACGGAACGGGUGUUUGAAGUACUCAUGAAGUCAUACAAACACUUGAAGACAAUUCACGUCCGCUUUCGGAGCAGAGAUGAGACACAGACAGACAGACUGUUGCGGACAUACGGCUCACGAAUGACACGAAUGGAUAUACAAGGAAGGGAACUACAUGUGUUUAAACGGUACACCAAUUCAUACACUAAACUCACACAACUCUAUAACGGGGACACAUCCGGAUUCAGUCGCGUAUACCUUAAAGAUAUCUUCAGUGAUAACAACGAGCUGUUGGUUAAAUGGUUGACUGAAUAUAACUGCAAUUAUAACGGACAGCAAAACGAUUUGAAACUCUUGAAGCUUAAAGACGCCGUCAGAAAUAUUGAAGUCAUGAAACAGUUGUCGCAAUUGAAAGCAUUGCGCGAAUUAAGACACCAUAUGUUUGUCGUCGAAGACAAUGGAAUCGACGAGUUCUGCAAAGAGUUCGCCAAACAGUGGCCACAACUCAAGAGAUGUUACUUUGAAAUGAGUUUCCGUACGAUUCCCGGCAUUAGACGAGUGAUUGAGUCCGUGAACGGUAUGCGAGGCUUACGACGACUGCGGCUAUCAUUCAGUUCUCGCGACCAAAGGAGCCAUAAAAGUAUCGAUGAUUUGUCGCUCAACUCAUUGUCCGGUUUGAAACGAUUACAGCACUUGUGGAUAGAUUUCCGCGAUUUAUCCGUAAACGAGAGGUUCUUCGCUGAUACAUAUUUCCCUCGACUCCAGGCGUUUAGACUCAGCGCUCAGCUCAAGAUGAGCGCCGGUAUUAAGGAGUCGGUGGAAAGGGUGCCGAAAUUGGUUUCAUUCAAGUUUGAUGACUACACCCCACGUUACAUGGCUACCACUGCCCGCAAGAGUAUUCCCCAAAACACUUCCAAUGCAAAGAUCGCAUCCAAUGAUAAGAAUGACACUCAAGAGGAAUACUCGAAGAACUCAUUCGACAGAUUCGGUGAUGACUUACAUCGAGAGAUGUUGUCUUACCUGUCAUUCAGAGACUGUUUCCGAUUUGAAUGUGUGUCCAAACAGUGGCGAAGAAGUAUUCACCAGAAACAACAUAAACUUGUGAUCAACGCAUUGCUGUCGGAGAUGAGUGCCGACCACUACCUCGAUGUCAAUCGCAUGGAUCGGCAGACAUUUGAAUCGGUGCUCAAGAAGUUGCCAAACAUUACACGCAUUGAGAUAACCGUGAAAUCGUCAGCAACGGAACGGGUGUUUGAAGUACUCAUGAAUUCAAAUGAAUGCAAAGACUUGAAUACAAUUCACGUCCGCUUUUGGCCAAAAGAUACCAAAAUAGCGGACAGACUGUUGCGGACAUACGGUUCACGAAUGACUGAAAUAGUGAUCUCAAGACCCGUACUAAAUGUGUUCAAACAAUACAACAACUCCUACACUACACUCACACAACUGUCCGCUUAUGGAGGCUUUCGGAUGGAGUUAAGCGAUAUUUUCUAUGAUUAUUACGAGCUAUUGGUUAAGGGAUUGACUGGAUUUGAGUGUAAUUAUUAUGGCUAUCAUAACCACACGAAUCACUUGAAGGCAUUUGUAGAUCACUAUGGGAACAGCUUAAAGACAUUGGAUAUCUGCUUGAAUGCCAUGACAUCUGAGAGAUAUAUAGAUGUAAUGAAACUGUUUUGUGAAUUGAAAGCAUUGCGAGAACUGACACUUCGUAUUCAUCCGCCUGUCCCCGUUGAAAGUGCACCGGUAGUCGACUAUCACUGCAAAGAGUUUGUCAAACAAUGGCCACAACUCAAGAGAUAUCAGUUGCAGAUAUCGUAUCAAACGAUUCCACAAUUGAGACAAUUAUUUGAGUCCAUGAAUGGUAUGAAAGGCUUAAGACAACUGCGGCUAUCAUUCAGUUCUCGAGAUAAUAGUCUUAAAAGUUGUGAUGAAUUAUCACUGAAAUCAUUGUCGGCUUUGAAACGUUUACAGCAUUUGGCGGUAGAUUUCGGAGAUUUAGUCGUAAACGAGAAGUUUUUCGAUGACAUCGACACUCAUUUGCCGAGACUUUUGUCAUUGAGAUUCAGCGCUCAACUCGAGAUAAGCGCCGGUAUUAAGGAAUCGGUGGAACGACUGCCAAAACUCGGACAACACGUGACCAACACAUGGAUCAGUCAAGUGGUGAUCAAUUCAAACACAAAA
This is a messenger RNA of Oppiella nova, 2520 nucleotides long. NCBI's taxonomy places the organism in Eukaryota, Metazoa, Arthropoda, Arachnida, Sarcoptiformes, Oppiidae. The record is from the annotation of a GenBank genome assembly.